Cucurbita moschata (crookneck pumpkin) is the source of this 5227-nucleotide messenger RNA. RefSeq names its product DNA helicase INO80-like. Gene Ontology annotation, cellular component: Ino80 complex. The record is from RefSeq and is a predicted model, not a curated record. The transcript has 23 exons. Gene Ontology annotation, biological process: DNA repair. Gene Ontology annotation, molecular function: ATP hydrolysis activity; DNA binding; histone binding. Lineage: Eukaryota; Viridiplantae; Streptophyta; Magnoliopsida; Cucurbitales; Cucurbitaceae. Bases 293 to 4846 code for a protein of 1517 amino acids.
CGGCGUUACCGGCCAACCUUUCAAAGACACGGCGGCGACGAGCGGUUUUAAUACCAAAUGUCGCAAAACCGGCGCACGUUAGCGACGCCUCUCCUUCUUCGUCUUCCUUAUCCUGCGCCGUCCUUCUCAACACUGCGUCGUCGUCCCCACUCUCAGUUCCCAAAAUCCCAAUCCUUUCCUAGGGUUAGGGUUUCCACUUUCUCUCUCAUCUACACUAUUCUUCCGAUGCAAUUCGCAGAUUCUGCGUCCCGUUUCUCUGGUUUUCACUCGCUUCCUCGUCGUCAUUUUUCACAUGGACCGUCACAGGCAAUCCAAGGACUUGUUCUACUCCAACCUCUUCAACCUUGAGUUUUGGGUCCUGCUGCAGCCAUUGGUGAACUUCCAACUUCCGCAACCAGAGGAUGAUUUUGAUUAUUAUGCUAAUAGUAGUCAUGAUGAGAGCAGAGAUAGCCCAGGUAGAACAAUUACAACACAGGGUAAUGGUACCAUGACUAAGAGAGAGUUGAGCUUGGUGAGAAAAAGAAGGCAGUCCCUGAACAGUGAGGAGGAGGAGGAUCAUGGUGCGAACGAUUACUACGGGACGCACGUCACUGAAGAGCGGUAUCGGCAAAUGCUUGGAGAACACAUUAAGAAUUAUAAGCGAAGGUCUAAACACCCAUCUCCCAUGCCUGCACGUAUGGGUAAUUCAGUGUCCAAAGGUAACUCAAGUUUAAGAGCUAGGAGGUCAGGGAGUGAACAACAUGAAGGAUUUCUUGAAAUGGAAACAGCAAAUGAUUAUAAUCCUCAUAGACCAGGAAUUCAUCAUGAUCCGGAUUUUGCUUCGCUGCUUACCCCUAACAGAGUAAUAUAUGAGCCUGCAUAUUUGGAUAUUGGGGAUGGCAUCAUUUACAAAAUUCCCCCAACUUACGCUAAGCUGGCCGCUUCACUGAACUUGCCGAGCUUCUCUGACAUCCAAGUAGAGGAAGUUUACUUAGAGGGUACUUUGGAUUUGGGGUCUUUAACAUCCAUGAUUGCUGAUGACAAAAGAUUUGGAAACCGAAGCCAGGCAGGGAUGGGGGACCCUCGGCACCAGUAUGAAUCGCUUCAGGCAAGAUUAGAUGCCUUGUCAGCUUCAAACUCGUCACAGAAGUUCAGUCUUAAAGUAUCUGAUAUUGGGCUGAAUUCAUCCAUCCCUGAGGGGGCUGCUGGAAGUAUAAAGCGAGCUAUUUUAUCCGAGGGUGGCGUGCUACAAAUAUAUUACGUAAAGGUUUUGGAGAAGGGAGACACUUACGAGAUUAUUGAACGCAGCUUGCCCAAGAAGCAAAAUGUAAAGAAAGACCCUUCUGUCAUAGAGAGAGAGGAAAUGGAGAAGAUUGGAAAAAUCUGGGUCAACAUUGUAAGGAGAGACUUGCCAAAACAUCACCGAAAUUUCACAGCAUUUCAUCGAAAGCAGCUAAUUGAUGCCAAGAGGUUCUCAGAAAUUUGCCAAAGGGAGGUGAAAAUGAAGGUCAGCAGAUCACUUAAAAUGAUGAGGGGUGCUGCUAUUCGGACAAGGAAAUUAGCUAGAGACAUGUUGCUCUUUUGGAAGCGUAUUGAUAAGGAGAUGGCAGAAGUGCGGAAAAGGGAGGAAAGAGAAGCUGCUGAAGCUUUGAGACGGGAGCAGGAACUUCGAGAAGCUAAGAGACAGCAGCAGAGGCUCAAUUUUCUUAUACAACAAACAGAACUUUAUAGUCAUUUUAUGCAGAACAAGUCUAAUUUGCAUCCUUCUGAAGCUCUGCCUUUGGGAGAUGAAAAACCAGAUUACCAGGAAGGGACUUGGAACUCAGAUAGCAUGCCUGCUGAGGAAGAAGAUCCUGAGGAGGCUGAACUGAAGAAGGAGGCACUUAGAGUUGCUCAAGAUGCAGUCUCGAAGCAGAAAAGGUUAACAAGUGCAUUUGAUGAUGAAUGCUCAAGACUACGCCAAGCUUCUGAACCUGAUCCAAAUGAAGUUGCCGGAGCUAAUAACAUCGAUCUGCUUCAUCCCUCAACCAUGCCUGUAACUUCAACAGUACAGACACCUGAGUUGUUUAAAGGUAGCCUUAAAGAAUAUCAGCUAAAAGGUCUCCAAUGGUUGGUCAAUUGUUAUGAGCAGGGUUUAAAUGGUAUACUUGCUGAUGAAAUGGGCCUUGGAAAGACCAUCCAGGCAAUGGUAUUUUUGGCUCAUUUGGCUGAGGAUAAAAAUAUAUGGGGGCCCUUUCUUGUUGUUGCACCUGCAUCGGUCUUGAACAAUUGGGUCGAUGAAAUCAAUCGUUUCUGUCCUGACCUGAAAGCUCUUCCAUAUUGGGGUGGGGUUACAGAUCGUGCAAUUCUUAGGAAAAAGAUUAAUCCCAAGAAUUUAUAUCGCAGGGAUGCUGGUUUUCACAUCCUCGUUACCAACUAUCAGCUACUUGUUGCUGACGAAAAGUAUUUUCGGCGUGUUAAGUGGCAAUAUAUGGUAUUGGAUGAGGCACAGGCAAUCAAAAGUUCGACGAGCAUAAGGUGGAAAACACUGCUAAGCUUUAAUUGUCGGAACCGCUUGCUGCUUACUGGGACACCUGUCCAGAAUAAUAUGGCCGAGUUGUGGGCCCUUUUACAUUUUAUCAUGCCUACUUUAUUUGACAGCCACGAACAGUUCAAUGAGUGGUUCUCAAAAGGAAUUGAAAAUCAUGCAGAACAUGGGGGUACUUUGAAUGAACACCAACUUAACCGCUUGCAUUCAAUACUAAAACCUUUUAUGUUGCGGAGAGUAAAAAAAGAUGUAGUCUCUGAGCUUACUAAAAAGACUGAGAUUACAGUGCAUUGCAAGUUAAGUUCUCGGCAGCAAGCUUUUUAUCAAGCUAUCAAGAAUAAGAUAUCUCUUGCUGGGUUGUUUGACAGCAAUAGGCAUAUUAAUGGGAAGAAAGCUCUCAGUCUUAUGAACAUUGUCAUUCAGCUAAGAAAGGUAUGCAAUCACCCAGAGUUGUUCGAAAGGAACGAGGGAAGCACGUACUUAUACUUUGCAGACAUUCCAAAUCCUCUUUUGCCCCCUCCUUUUGGGGAACUUGACGACGUACACUACUCGGGAGGCCACAAUCCCAUAGAGUUCAAGUUACCGAAACUGGUCCACCAAGACGUUCUUCAAAGUUCAAAAUCAUUUGCAGUUGCACAUGGCAUUGGAGGAUAUCUUCAGAAACAUUUUAACAUAUUUUCUUCGGAAAACGUUUAUCGAUCCAUAUUCAUGCAAGGAGACUAUUUACGUCAGUCAUAUCGUCAAAGUGGUACUUUUGGUUUCACCCAUUUGAUGGAUCUAUCCCCUGCAGAAGUUAUGUUUUUGGCCAAUGGUUCUUUUCUAGAACGGCUACUUUUUUCCAUAACGAGAUGGGACCGGCAAUUUCUCGAUGAAAUCGUGGGAUUCAUUAUGGAAUCUAUUGAUGAUGAUGAUCCAGAAAAUGGUUCUCUCGAGCAGGGAAAAGUGCGCGCCGUUACAAGACUGUUGUUGAUGCCUUCCAUAUCUCAGACUAACUUGCUCCGGAGAAAACUCGCAACAGGGCCUGGUGAUGCUCCUUUUGAGGCUUUAAUCAUUCCUCAACGGGAGAGGCUUCAGUCCAACGUUGGGCUUCUUCACGCAGCAUACACGUUUAUUCCAAGGAUUCGAGCUCCACCGAUAGGUAUUCACUGCUCAGAUAGAAGCUUUACUUACCGAACGGUUGAACAAUUGCACGAUCCUUGGGUUAAGAGAUUGUUUAUCGGCUUUGCACGAACAUCUGACUUUAACGGACCAGGGAAGCCAAACGAACCCCACCCUUUGAUUCAAGAGAUUGAUUCUGAAAUACCAGUUUCCCAGCCUGCUCUUCAGUUGACGUACGGUAUUUUCGGGUCCUCUCCUCCAAUGCAAAGUUUUGAUCCAGCAAAGUUGCUCACGGACUCUGGGAAGCUACAAACACUCGAUAUAUUACUGAAACGCUUGCGAGCCGAAAAUCAUCGUAUACUCCUGUUUGCUCAAAUGACAAAAAUGUUGAAUAUUCUCGAGGAUUACAUGAAUUAUCGAAAAUAUAAAUACCUUAGACUCGAUGGAUCCUCCACUAUAAUGGAUCGUCGAGAUAUGGUCAGGGAAUUCCAACUUCGGAAUGAUAUUUUUGUGUUCUUAUUGAGCACAAGAGCUGGUGGACUUGGCAUUAACUUAACAGCUGCUGAUACUGUCAUCUUCUAUGAAAAUGAUUGGAAUCCGACAUUGGAUUUGCAGGCGAUGGACAGAGCUCACCGUCUCGGACAGACAAAAGACGUCACCGUUUACAGAUUGAUAUGCAAAGAGACAGUUGAAGAGAAGAUUCUUGAACGAGCUAGCCAGAAAAACACUGUUCAGCAGCUUGUCAUGACGGGCGGCCAUGUUCAAGGAGACAUCUUAGCUCCUGAGGAGGUCGUUUCUUUACUUCUCGACGAUGCGCAGUUGGAGCAAAAAUUACGAGAAAUACCUAUUGUGGCGAAGGGUAGAUAUCAGAACAAACAAGCGAAGGGUAUAAGAGUUGAUGCUGAGGGAGAUGCAUCCUUGGAGGAUCUAAUGAACACCGAAUCCCGGGGUACUGAAUACGACGUUCCAUCUCCUGAUCCCGAAAAAACUAACUCCAGCACGAAAAAGAGAAAAGGUGGUUCUGAAAAGCAAAGUUCAUCGAAGGCUCGAAGUUUACAAAAUAUAAACGAAACUACCCCGGUGGUUGAGUUUGACUUGGGUGACUCUCGGCAAAACGUCGAAUCUCAAACUCAGAAACCGAAGAGACCAAAGCGACCAACCAAGAGUGUAAAUGGAAACCUUGUACCAGCAACAACCUCCACAAACAUGGGAAUUUCAGAGCAGACUCAAUAUCCACAAUAGCAGCAGCUAUAUGAGGUUGAUUCGACGUGGGCGCUUCAUCACCCUACGAAGCAAACGAACUGCGGUCAUGGAAUUUGAUCAGAUUGAUCAUACUGCGUACAACAUUGAAGAUAAGAUGGUAUAAUUCAUCCUUCACGCUCGUGUCAUGUCCUGGCAUCUACACAGGUAUCGUGAAUGUUGUCCAGGUCCCGAUCGGAGGAUUGCGAGAGCUUGUCGUGUCGUGUACAUAUUGAGCUUAUCGCCAUCACACUUUCAAUUGAAGAUUUGAAGGUAACCAAAAUCUUCUGUAAUAUUUUCCCCCUCAUUUUGGCGGGAAAAUCCUCUGUAAUUAUAUCAAUAUUUGUACAGAUAUAUAUAUAUACAUUUAUGAGCUUCGUUUAA